Molecule: messenger RNA, 797 nt
Organism: Prorocentrum cordatum
Lineage: Eukaryota; Dinophyceae; Prorocentrales; Prorocentraceae
Source: the annotation of a GenBank genome assembly
GUUCUGGCGGAUCGCGGAGAACUUCAGGAGCCUCGCAAACCACAGCUGGCAGCCUGGCUCGCACGGCAUGCUGUGGGCGACCUCGCAGGCCUCCCCGCUGCGGCGGGUGAAGGUCGAGAACGACCUGAUCCUGUACGAGGAGAUGGCUAUUCCAGCGGAGGGUACCUGGGCAAUUGCGAGGUCAACGGCCGCGUGAUGUACGGGACCCAGCAGCAGUAUUUCACCCGCAACGCCAAGAUCGGCUCUAGCACCGGUGGCGUUUGGAAUAUGGUCUUCGCUGGCACCGAGGGUGCUCCCGAGUCCGCCUGCGGAGGCAUCGAGAGUCAUAGUGUUCCCUUCGUCACCGUCGACGAGGUCCCAAGGAUAGCGGAGAAGCCGUUUAUCAGCAUUGGGCAGGACAAGGAUUUUUAUCUGGACGCGGAUCUUAACGUCCCGAGCGUGGAUGUUGGAAGACGGGGUACCGAUUUUCUUUCGCGCGACCGCAUCAACUUCAACUACGUAUUCGUUGCCGAUGCUUCCAAAGACGACGACACGAGCAUCAACAGGGCCCUGACGCAGGGCUUGCAUGUCGUGCUUUCUCCUGGUAUCUACUACCUGAAGAAGUCGAUUAAGCUGGUGGCUGAUAGGCAGAUCCUGCUCGGCCUGGGGCUCGCCACUCUCGUGCCCACUGGCGGGGAGCCCGCCAUCGAGGUGAGCGACGUGGACGGCGCCAGGGUUGCAGGCGUGCUCCUGCAGGCUGGCCCCGUCCUCUCCGACGUUCUGCUGGACUGGGGGCGCGAAGCCCGGCCGGGCAAGGC